This is a messenger RNA of Miscanthus lutarioriparius, 1314 nucleotides long. Lineage: Eukaryota; Viridiplantae; Streptophyta; Magnoliopsida; Poales; Poaceae. The record is from the annotation of a GenBank genome assembly.
AUGGUGGGCGGCGGCGAGGGGGAUCGCGUGGGCGGCGGCGGUGUGGGGGUUGGGGGAGGCCAGCAGUUCGUGGACCGGAGCAAGGUGAGGAUUCUCCUCUGCGACGGCGACGCCACCAGCUCCCGGGAGGUGCUGCGGCUCCUCUGCAACUGCUCGUACCAUGUAACCUGCGCCAAGUCUCCGCGGCAGGUGAUCAAUAUUCUCAACUACGAGGGAGGCGAGAUCGACAUCAUCCUGGCUGAGGUUGAUCUGCCGGUCUCCAAGUGCUUCAAGAUGCUCAAGUACAUCGCCAGGAACAAGGACCUGCGCCACAUCCCCAUCAUCAUGAUGUCCAACAGAGAUGAGGUGUCUGUUGUUGUCAAGUGCUUGCGGCUUGGUGCGGCCGAGUACCUGGUGAAGCCGCUGCGCACGAAUGAGCUGCUGAACCUUUGGACCCAUGUGUGGCGGCGGAGACUGAUGCUUGGUUUGCCCGAGAAAAACUUCUUCAAUGACAACUUCGAGUUGGUGCUCUCAGAACCUAGUGAUGCCAAUACCAAUAGCACCACCCUCCUCUCAGACGAGACAGACGAUAGGCCUAAAGAAAACAUGAAUCAAGAAACAGGCACCUCAAAUCAACUUGAAUACGAGUCUAAUCCUUCUGUUGCUGAGCCCGACCAGAGAGACAAGAUGGAGGGUGUACCAGGCUCUGUCCUAGAUGCCAGCCAAGCAUCCUCUCCGGGAAGAAUGUUUUCACGCCCUAUAAAAACCAACCUGAGGAUUGCUGAGUCGUCUGCAUUUCUAGCAUAUGUUAAGACAAGCACCCCAACCACCAGCUCUUUUGAUAGCGAAUUACAAAGAGGUGGCAGCCGGUUAGAUUCUUUGGAUAACCAGGGUAAUUGCUCUAGUGCAGCCGAUAGAAGUGACACCGGUACUGAUGUAAAUAUUCGGAAUAAAGAAACUUUUGAGAUGCCUGUGCAGUACCCUAUGUUUAAUCCUGCUGGCAUGAAUAUGCACUCAAGUUCAAGUCAUUUACCGACGCAAAAUGUGUGGUCAUCGGCAUCAAGCACACCAAUGCCUGAGGAAACAUGCAAGCCCUCUGAAAGGAGGGCUGCAGCACUUGCCAAAUUCAGGCAAAAAAGGAAAGAGCGCUGCUUUGACAAGAAGGUGAGGUAUGUGAACCGGAAGAAACUUGCUGAAACAAGGCCUAGGGUGCGAGGUCAAUUUGUUAGACAAGCAAGCAAUACAGAUAUCACCAGCACUGGAGAUGAUGUCUCUGAAGACGAAGAUGACGAUCCAUCGUCCAGGGAGGUAGAUAUGGUUUCCUCUCCAGAGUAG